AUGAGCGCAUCGAAGGACCUUUCGAGCUACCUGGAGAACCUAUGGAGGCACAUACCAACUAUCCCCCCCACCACUGGCAAGACAGGCAUCCAUGUGACCGAAGCCGGCCGCGUCGAUAUCGACUGGGACUCGAAGUUCGUGCGUGGAUUUUCAAUCCUCUCCACUGGACUUUUCUUGGGACGACCUACUACCCCACCACCUGAAUACUCUGAGUUACCGACACAGAAUGCCGAUAGCCCGUCCGUGGGUCCUGAACAUACGUCAAUAUUCCCCGAACCUAGCACGGAAAACAGAAAAGCUUGGCAGGCCAAAUUGAACAUCGUGAUCCAAGUCGUGGGAAGUCGUGGGGAUGUUCAACCUUUCAUUGCCCUCGGAAAUGAACUUACGCAAUACGGACACCGCGUGCGCCUCGCCACACAUGAUGUGUUCGAAGAUUUUGUGAGAGAUUCGGGAUUGGAGUUUUACCCAAUUGGAGGUGAUCCAGCAGAGCUUAUGGCAUACAUGGUGAAAAGCCCCGGACUCAUCCCUAGUAUGAAAAGCCUACGAACAGGUGAAAUCCGUCGCAAGCGCAUCAUGAUUCGGGAAAUGCUUGACGGGUGCUGGAGCUCAUGUAUAGAGCCGGAUAUGGUAACAAACCACCCAUUUGUGGCCGAUGCCAUCAUCGCCAAUCCGCCAAGCUUUGCACAUAUCCAUUGUGCUCAAGCACUCAGCAUUCCAGUGCACCUGAUGUUCACCAUGCCUUGGAGCACUACAAAAUCUUUUCCACACCCAUUGGCAAAUAUGAACACCGAAGAUGCACAGUACGGUUUGAAAAACCAGGUCUCCUACGAUAUUGUUAACUGGCUUACAUGGCAAGGUGUGGGUGAUGUGAUCAAUGGGUGGCGGAAAGAUCUUGACCUUGAUGAAGUGGCCACGUUUGAAGGCCCUCAUCUUGCCGAGUUACUGAAAGUCCCCUUCACGUACUGUUGGUCCCCAGCCCUCGUCCCAAAACCGUUGGAUUGGCCGUCUCAUCUUGACGUCUGCGGUUUCUUUUUCCGUGACCCCCCACAAUUCGAACCUCCGUUAGAUCUCCAGGUCUUUCUUUCAUCCGGGCCCCCACCAAUAUAUAUUGGGUUCGGAAGCAUUGUACUCGAGGACCAGAUAGGAAUUACAGCAACCAUUCUCGAAGCGGUGAAUGCUGCCGGCGUUCGGGCUAUCAUUUCUAAAGGCUGGUCAAAUCUGAGCGGAACGAAUACCGAUAAGAUUGCCCCCCAUGAGUGGCUUUUCCAACAUGUGGCGGCAGUAGUGCAUCAUGGAGGCGCUGGAACGACAGCCUGUGGCUUGCGGAAUGCCAAACCAACAAUCAUUAUCCCAUUUUUCGGAGACCAGCCAUUCUGGGGAACUAUGGUUGCUGCAGCGGGCGCUGGUCCUAACCCUAUCCCUCAUAAGGACCUUAGUGUUGAUACUCUGGCUGAAGGGAUAAGGUAUUGUCUUACAGAACAAGCAACUACUGCAGCCUCCACAAUUGCGAUAAGGAUGGGUUCAGAAAUUGGCGUUCAAGCAGCAGUGUCUUCCUUUCAUCGGCACCUUCCAUUGGAGCUCCUUCCAUGUGAUAUAUGUCCAGGACAAACAGCAGUGUGGUCUUACUCUACAGGCGACAGGAAAGUAAAAAUCUCAAAACUGGCAGCAGCGCAGUUGAUCGCUCAGGAUCUGCUCGAUCCAAAACAACUCAAAAUGCAUGCACUCAAUCCCAUUAUCAUCGAGAAUCGCCGGUGGGACCCCAUCACAGGCGGUGCCUCUGCGGUUUUAGGGACGACAACAGACCUCACUGCUUCCAUUUUAGGAUUGUUCUACAAACCCUUUGAGGAGUAUCAAGACUACCAAGUCAGUCACAGAGAUCGGCCCUUGAGUAGCAAAUCUAGUCAAACUACGAAAGGGUCGAAAUGCAGCUCUACCGGAGAUCGCUCCCUGCAGAUGACAAAGGAGGCACCUGACAAUAUACCCAGUCCGUCCAACAAUAAUAGAGCUUCCGCAGCGAACUCGUUGUCCAGCUCAGGAAGUUCUUCGAGUCGUCAUAGAGCCAGGCUUGCAGGGAAGAUGGCAGGGGCCUCAAUAAUGAGUGUUGCUAACUUCGUGCCGACUGCGCUGAAGGGGAUGACCGUGGACAUCCCGCUCGCUAUGACCGAGGGAAUGCGCAAUAUACCUCGGCUCUAUGGCGAAGAGCCACGGGAUCACGGUCCCGUUACUGGGAUCAAGAGCGGCUUUGCUCUUGCUGGCAAAGGUUUCGCGUGGGGGAUGGCUGAGGCCGUGAGCGAUUUGGUCGUGAAGCCAUACGAAGGCGCCCGAAAGGAUGGCGCAAAGGGAGCUGUCAAGGGUGUUGGCAAGGGUAUAGCAAACAUGACGUCUAAAGCGGGUUGUGCCACGUUUGGUGUAUUAGUAUAUCCCAGUGCCGGUAUUGCGAAGAGCCUGAAAUCAGCAUUCUAUACCGGGACGAGGAAAAAGAUUCUCAAGGCGCGCCAUGCCGAGGGAACAUGGCUGUUAGAGAAUGGUGGACUUGACGGAAUGAAUAGCGACAUUUCCGCAUUCCAAAGGGUGGUAAAGGGUAAGAACACCUGA
Messenger RNA from Penicillium mononematosum, 2595 nucleotides. RefSeq names its product glycosyltransferase. NCBI's taxonomy places the organism in Eukaryota, Fungi, Ascomycota, Eurotiomycetes, Eurotiales, Aspergillaceae. The coding region runs from base 1 to 2595 and encodes 864 amino acids. Gene Ontology annotation, biological process: carbohydrate metabolic process. Gene Ontology annotation, molecular function: UDP-glycosyltransferase activity; hexosyltransferase activity. The record is from RefSeq and is a predicted model, not a curated record. The transcript is spliced from 7 exons.